This is a messenger RNA of Soboliphyme baturini, 870 nucleotides long. NCBI's taxonomy places the organism in Eukaryota, Metazoa, Nematoda, Enoplea, Dioctophymatida, Soboliphymatidae. The record is from the annotation of a GenBank genome assembly.
AUGGACAAAAAUGAACAGAGAACUAAGUCACUGUUUGCAUCGGCUCCAACUUUGUCCGUGGAAGAAAGGAACAAGUUCUACGACAAAAUAAAAGAGGAGUUCAGAAAAAUCCUUGAAGAUGCGGAUGAAAAGGUUAACCUGGCUACUUCGAUGUAUGACCUGGUCAGGAGAUACCUGGCAAAGUUGGAUAUGGAAAUCGCAAAGUUCAAGUUAGAGGUAGAAUCUGACAAUCCGGGCAUAACCGAACUCAUCGAACAAAGGAAAAAGAUAAAAGUUAACCACCAUCCAGUGGUUGAGAGACCUGAAACCGUUGUUAAGCAGGAUACUGUAUUGCCAGUAGUACCCGCUGAAGAACCGACGUUGCCCGAGCCCGUUGAAGAGAAAAAGCACGUUGCGAUUCCGGAAACGGUCACUGCUGUUAGACAUCCUGUAGUCCCGAACUUCAAGAAAAGCUACAGCUAUCCUCAUCACCUCAACGAAAUUCGUAGCCUUGGUGUCGGCGUCAGCAGCAGCGGUGGUCAGCAGCCGGUGAGCCGAGAGAAGCAGACGACGUUAGGCGGCGGCAGCGUUGGGUUUCUUCAGUCCUUUGCGGACAACGCCGAAUCUCGUCAUGGAAGACCGCGGAAACUGACAAGUCGAGUCAGUGAAAUGUUCAAACAGGUGAUACAUCGCCAAGAAAUUCGGGACCGGUCCGUGCAUGAUACUUCGACAACUUCUGCAGCAAGCCCUUUCCCACGUAUUGAUGAGGAGGUGGUCGAUACAGAAGCCGCUGAGCAGAAUGAUCAACAAAGAUGGUGCAUUUGCAAUCAAGUGUCGUACGGCGAAAUGGUCGCUUGCGACAACAAGGACGUGAGUAUUGCAAUUUGUUAA